Messenger RNA from Musa acuminata AAA Group (dessert banana), 2676 nucleotides. RefSeq lists its product as uncharacterized. Bases 1028 to 1957 code for a protein of 309 amino acids. The transcript has 6 exons. NCBI's taxonomy places the organism in Eukaryota, Viridiplantae, Streptophyta, Magnoliopsida, Zingiberales, Musaceae. The record is from RefSeq and is a predicted model, not a curated record.
UUCUAUUUCCUCCCCCAUAUCGUUUCCUCUCGCGAACAACCAUGAAUUAGGUUUCUCGACAACCAUGGAAAGGUUCCCUCUCAUCGACGUCCCGUCGGAGGACGAUCGCGUCUCCUCGUCCUCCUCUUGCGAUGUCUCCGUCCACCAAAGCACGUCAGUGAUUGCUGGUUCUGAGUAUGGCAAGAGUCAAGAGAAAAUGAGCAAGCAAAUGAAACAAGCUCUCCAGUCAGUAGAAUCCUCGGAGCAAAAACAAUCAAAGACCAGCAAACAUUACUUGCGGAACAGUUUAGAUUGGGAUAGAGAUUUUCUUACAAGUGAAGGUAUGGACUUUGUGAUUCCAAAACUAACAUAGAUUGAACCAAGAUUUAUAAGGUUAGUGGAUCUUAUUUCUUGUUCACAGGUGUUCUGAAUAAUGAAGAAUUGGCCAUCAUAAACAGUACAUUCAAGAAGAGUGAAGCAUGUUCACUUCCUAUAAUUACAGAAGAAGCAAAAAAAACAACAGAAUUAAACUCAUAUUUAGAUAAUGAUAGAUGGGCUUUGGAAAAGCUUGAGGUAGAUUUGUUUAAAAAUGUACAAACUUCCAAUCAAAAGACUCCUGGUACUGGUGAAAAAGCUUUGAAAUUGGCACAUCCCAGCAAGAAAAUUAAUCCAGCGAAGGGAAGGGCACUGCCCAAUAAAUGUAAGAAUGUUAAACCUGUUAAAAGUCUGAAACACUUGCUUUUAAGUCCUGUAUCUAUUUGAAGUUUGCAUAGGAAAUUUUAAUCAGAGUAUAAUUUCAGUGUUGCUUGUAUUAUUGCAAUUAUUCUAAGUAUAUUCAUAAUGUUUUGCAGCACCGGUGAAGUCUGAACCAUCUCGUCACAAUAAGAAGAAGUCUCCCGUGACAUCGGAGAGACACGGUGUUAGCAACCAUCUCCGUAAGCAUGAUUCUAGAGGGGCCACUGUUGUUACAGAUGUGGCUGUUGAUGGAAUUACUAGUUCGAGGACAGUGUCAAAGCCACCAAGAGUUUUGUCCAGAGCAACUGUACAAAUGAUGCCAGCCAAGACGACUUUGGUUCCUGCAAAAACCCAAAUAAGAACCAGUAAUACAAAAGAAAAACCAGGCAAUGUGGUAAUGCCAAAAUCUGUUGUGGUUUCCAAGAAAAUGAAUGAAGGUUCUUCCAGUGGCAAUUCUAAGUCCUCCCAACCAUCAAAAACGACUUUGACUUUGGUCAGAAAUUCAGUGGACAAAAAUCUUAAAUCUCCUUCGGACAUAACAAGGAUGAGUAGUACAUCUAGAGCUACCAAUCGCUCCUCAUCUGGAUUAAUCACUAAUACAGCAUCUAUGAGGACAAGCAGAACUAAAACUGUCGGUAGAAGUGCAAGUAAUUCUACAGUAUCUUCAAAUUCUGCUGUGAAGUUAACUUCAAGUACACCAAGUAGCUCUUUUGACAGUGCUACUUCGGGAUCAUUUUCAUCAACGCGCUUUGCUGUGAAAUCAGCAAUCUAUAGCAUUGAAACCGGUUCUCCAUCCUUGUCAUUGGAAAGUGCUGACAAUGAUAGAGUUCAUUCGGCAGGUUGCAGUUCAUGCCUCAGAUCCGAAGAUCAUGGGGACCAGUCUUCCAAACCGCAUGCUACGAAAAAUACUCCAGAUGAUGAAGUAACAUCUAAGCCAUCCAGAGGGGAUCAUCCAAGAAGCUCCACUAACAAUAACUCUGCAACAAAAUGCUGCAGAUCUCCAGUGAAGAAACCAUUAACCACACAGACUAGCAAGCAGCCCAGUUUUCUGAAAGCCACCGCCGGAGCCUCCAAGACUGAUUCAGUGAAUAAACUAAAACACGAUACAAUUCAGCAUACUACACCUGGGACUCGAAACAGAGCCCUCAAUUCUGGUUCUUCACAAACUCAUUCUGCUGCUCUUACUCGUAACCGGAAGCACAGAUCCCAAUCUCUUGAAAAUCUACCGAAGCUUGCUGAAUAGAAUGACUUUACUGGUUUAUCUGAAGCACAGCCAAAAUUAUGCCCCAUCACUGCUUGAGGAUUUCUGCCCCUCAAAAGAUGGUCCCGUGGUCCCGUUCAAGGUUUCUGAAAUAGCAAAAGAAGUUGCCGGUCAAGCUUAAUGGUGUGGAUUCCAAGUGCGAAUGAGCAAGGUGGUCAUCCGCGUCCAAAGCGUAUGACAGAUAUUCCUAACAACGGAGCAAUGGUUUUGAUCGAUAGAAGUUCUUACCUUACCGAGAAAUCCCGUUCCUUGUCUGGGUGGACAGGUAACAUGUAAUUGGGAAAGUUAUCACGCUGGAAUUCACCUGUCAUGGAUAUUGAUAAGGAAAAUAUUGUUCCUGCAGAAUGAACAGAUGGGCCGAGCAAAAACCUCAGGACACAGAGCGGUGAAAGAAAUGGCUGAAAACUAGUGCUGCUCUCAACUUAGAGACACAAGGAAUCUGAGUUAUGGACAUUCAGCAUUAUCUGAAUCAUCUUUUUUUAUGGUCGUCCACUGAUGAGAACUAAAAAGUUUCAUGAUGUUCUGCGAAGAUGGAGGACAGAUAUUUUGCUUCUUUGUCUUUUGUGAUUGAAUUGCAGCUUGGUCUGACCAAAAUUUUUUCCCAUCUUUAUGGAUUCUAAUUGGAUGUAACUUGAAUUGAUUUUAUAGGUUCUUUGACAGUCAAAAACUUAUUUGGAUAUGAAAUGGGAGAAGCAGCAUUG